AUGAAAACCUCAACACUCAUGACACUGGCCAUUGCGGCUGCUGGCUUUAUCGGCGUUAACGGACAGAAGAAGGGUGAGCAGUUGCCCACCAAGGAGCCCGUCCUGAACGAACAAACUUCUCAGGGCUGCUGGAAGUCCGUUGGAAACAUGACAGUGGAAUUGUCUGCACCGACAGUGACGAGUGGAAAGUGUUUCAAUCUUUGCAAAAAGAACUAUCUGGUGUUUGCUUUGCAGGGUUCCAAGUGCUAUUGUGGUAUGGUUUACCCCGAAGAAGGUGAUCUAGUGGACGACGACAAAUGCAACUGGCCAUGCCCUGGUUACCCUUACGAGGCUUGUGGCGCUUUGAAAACCUACUACUCAGUUUUCAACACAGGCGUGGAACUGGCCCCCGACAACUACGUGCCCGAGAAGUCGACAACAAGUGCUGCCCCUUCAUCCACCAAGGCUGCUGAGAGCACUGCGGCUGAUGAAACUUCUGCUGCAACACAAACCCAAGACGCCGCGACUACUUCAGAAGCCUCUUCUGACACCAAGAAAGAUGGCCCCAACGUGGGUGCCAUCGCCGCUGGAGUUGUUGUUGGUGUGGUGGUGAUUGCCGCCAUUGGAGGUGGAGCCAUUUUCUUCGUCCGUCGCCGACGCAACGCUGAGAUAGAGGAGGAGCAUCGUCGAAACGCCGCCGUGAACGCUUUUAUAAACGGUUCCAAGCCUCCCGGCAGCAGUGGUAGCAUCUCUAUGACCGAUUCUCGUCUUGAUCCAGUUAUGGCUCACCGACGACUCAGCGACGGCAGCAUCGCUGAUAACCAAGAUUACUCUCGAAGAAUUUUACGGGUCACCAACGCAUAA
Messenger RNA from Fusarium redolens, 843 nucleotides. RefSeq lists its product as uncharacterized. Bases 1 to 843 code for a protein of 280 amino acids. The transcript has 2 exons. NCBI's taxonomy places the organism in Eukaryota, Fungi, Ascomycota, Sordariomycetes, Hypocreales, Nectriaceae. The record is from RefSeq and is a predicted model, not a curated record.